UCAGCUGACCGUGGCUACCUCUGCCAAGUUGCAUGCAUAUGUUUUAAUUAACGUAACUCGUCUCUCCUGUUCUUCUCUAUUCUCCUUCAAAUCAGAGCAAACACACGCUCGCAUGCCCGGCUAUAAGAAGGGUAUAAAUCAUUGCUCUGCCUCAACGUGAUUCACUCUCUCCGCUCAUCCGCCAUGGCAGUAGCAGCAGCAGCAGUAGCACCCUCUCGAAAACCACUCGUUGUCCAGGUGAUUGGUACGACGGGUGUGGGCAAAUCACAGCUGGCUGUUGACCUUGCACGAAAGCUGAAUGGCGAAUGCAUCAACUCUGAUGCCAUCCAGGUGUACAAGGGCUUAGACAUCAUCACGAACAAAGCCACGCUGGCUGAACAGCGUGGUGUGAAGCAUCAUUUGCUAGGGUUCCUGGAUGCUGGCAAGGAAUAUCGUAUUGCUGCCUAUGAUCGAGAUGCCUCUUUGAUUAUUGAUCAGCUCCAAGCAGAUGGCAAAUUACCCAUCGUUGUCGGUGGAACAGCCUACUACGCCUCCAGCCUCCUCUUCAAAGAACUCCUCCCUUCCUCCCAGGAAUUACAAACCGAUGCUUCCUCUUCGGAAGAACGCGAAGGUGGUCAUGAAGACCCACGACUAUACAAGACCACUGCAGAACUUCACGCUGAUUUGUCGCGUAUCGAUCCCAUCAUGGCAGAACGCUGGCAUCCCAAUGAUCGUCGCAAGAUCCGUCGUGCUCUUGAGCUUUUCUACAGCACAGGCACACGUCAGUCUGAGUUGUAUGCAAAACAGCGAGAAAGGGGUCGUAUUGGUCCUGAGCAUGUAGCACACAGGACUCUUAUUUUUUGGUUAUGGAGUGAUCAGAAAGUUCUGGACAAACGACUCGAUGCACGCAUCGAUGCCAUGAUUCAGAAUGGUCUAUUUGAUGAAAUUCGAGAGAUGCAUGCGCUCUGCACAGCAGGUCUCACUGCUCCGGCAAAUGCACAAGAUGGUAUGGACUUCACGCGAGGCAUCUUCCAAGCUAUUGGGUACAAGGAAUUCCUAGCAUUCUUGCAGAGUGGCACUGAGGCUGAUAAGGAACAAGGUAUUCAGCUGAUGAAAACUGCAACGCGUCGCUAUGCGCGCAAGCAAGUCAAGUGGAUCAAGAACAAGCUCUUGUUACAAUGCGCUCAGGCUGGACCAGAAGUCGAGAUUGUGUUGCUCAAUGCAACAAACUUGGAAGCGUGGGAGGAGAAUGUCGCUCAAGUUGCUUUACAAGCAGUCGAUGCUUUUGAGGCCGGUGAUGGGUUUGAUGCAAAGUCGUUUGUGCCCGUUGAGCUGCGAUCGAUGCUUCGACCUGCAAAAGAGAAGGAAAUGUCGAGUGACCCCACGCAGUGGCAGUCGCGACGUUGCGAGACCUGUCCUGGGUUUGUGGCUGUUGGGACGGAGCAGUGGCAGACUCACUUGACGAGUGCCAUGCAUCGAGGCCGCGUACACCGACAGGCGAAGCACAAGGCGUUUGAAGCUUGGAAGCGCAAGCAAGAGACGGAAGGUGCAGAAAUUUGAAGGAAGCCA
Molecule: messenger RNA, 1548 nt
Organism: Protomyces lactucae-debilis
Lineage: Eukaryota; Fungi; Ascomycota; Taphrinomycetes; Taphrinales; Protomycetaceae
Product: IPP transferase-domain-containing protein
Exons: 2
Coding region: 184-1539 (451 amino acids)
Biological process (GO): tRNA modification
Cellular component (GO): mitochondrion
Molecular function (GO): tRNA dimethylallyltransferase activity
Source: RefSeq, a predicted model, not a curated record